This is a messenger RNA of Myotis daubentonii (Daubenton's bat), 480 nucleotides long. Its product is annotated as protein S100-A7-like. The record is from RefSeq and is a predicted model, not a curated record. Gene Ontology annotation, cellular component: extracellular exosome; cytoplasm. Gene Ontology annotation, biological process: endothelial cell migration. Gene Ontology annotation, molecular function: calcium ion binding; calcium-dependent protein binding; transition metal ion binding. NCBI's taxonomy places the organism in Eukaryota, Metazoa, Chordata, Mammalia, Chiroptera, Vespertilionidae.
CCCAGUGCCUGGGAGGAGCCAGACUGAGCCUUAUAAAGGGACCAGUCUUUGUCCAGAUGCACAGCACACUCACCUUCUCCUCAGUGACACCUCGUCAGCUCCGCUUCCUUGAAAACCAAGAUGAGCCAUACUCCAGUUGAACAGUCCGUGAUGGACUUGAUCGUCCUGUUCCACAAAUACACCAAACCUGAUGACAAGAUUGACAAGCCGGGCCUGCUGAAGAUGCUGAAGGAGAAUUUCCCUAACUUCCUCACGGCUUGUGAAAAAAAGGGCAAAGAUUUCUUGGCCCAUAUCUUUGAGGACCAGGACAAGAAUAACGACAAGAAGAUCGACUUUUCUGAGUUUCUGUCGGUGUUGGGAGUCAUAGCCACAGACUACCACAAUCACAGCCAUGGAGCCCCACUCUGUGCUGGUGGAGGACACUGAGCCCAGCCCAGCCUGACACCUCCAAGAAACAAUAAAGUUUCUCUUUUGCCCUGA